This is a messenger RNA of Folsomia candida, 1095 nucleotides long. RefSeq names its product long-chain-fatty-acid--CoA ligase 3-like. Gene Ontology annotation, biological process: neuron differentiation; long-chain fatty acid metabolic process; long-chain fatty-acyl-CoA metabolic process. Gene Ontology annotation, molecular function: long-chain fatty acid-CoA ligase activity. Lineage: Eukaryota; Metazoa; Arthropoda; Collembola; Entomobryomorpha; Isotomidae. The transcript is spliced from 4 exons. The coding region runs from base 272 to 976 and encodes 234 amino acids. The record is from RefSeq and is a predicted model, not a curated record. Gene Ontology annotation, cellular component: plasma membrane; endoplasmic reticulum; lipid droplet.
CUUAUCAAUUUAUAAGAAAUGUUGGUCUACAAGUUGGAACAUGUAAGCGAAUGAUAAUGGAGUAGUGCCCGCCCUCUGUAUUAGUGUUAGUGGGGCAUGCUGUAAAUGCUUUAAUACGCCAAAAAGUAUACUUAUCCGUACCGAGAUUUACAUAUUUGUAGGAGCUCAAUUAUCCCAGGAAACGCAAGAGUUCGCCAAAAAUUGUCUAUGCAUUCCCUUCCUAGGCAUUUGGUACGGACUAACGGAAACUUGCGGCAGCUCGGCCACUUCAAUGGUCAAUGACCUAUCUGUGGGCCGUAUUGGUCCUCCAUUCCAGUGCUGCAAUAUCCGCUUAAUCGACUCGGACGAGGUGAAUUAUUGUGUUGAAGAUGAGCCCUACCCCAGAGGAGAGAUUUGCAUUGGGGGACCUAACGUGGCAAUGGGCUAUCUGAAAGAGGAUGAUGCAAGUCAGGCCGAUUUUUUCGAGGAGAAUGGCACCAGAUGGUUUCGAACCGGAGAUAUCGGACAGCUCGAGUCGGACGGUAGUUUCCGAAUUAUUGACAGAAAGAAGGAUUUGGUAAAAUUACCAAUGGGCGAGUACCUAAGUCUUGGGAAGGUUGAGUCCAUCUUAAAAACGUGUCCAUAUAUUGACAACAUUUGCAUUGUUGGAGAUUGCUUGAAAAACUUUUGUAUCGCGUUGAUCGUUCCCAACGAAAAAUUGAUGAUGGAAGUUGCCUUUCGUCUCGACAAAAAAGACAUUACUUGGGACCAGAUGUGUUCAGAUGGGGAAAUUGAAGCUUUCUAUCUUCAGGGAGUGCAAGAUUUUUGCAAAACCGCGAAACUACACAAAUUUGAAAUCCCUGCCGUGAUUAAAAUUUGUUCGGAAAUUUGGACCCCGGAUAAUGCUAUGAUCACGACAACGUUUAAACUUAGGAGACGCAUAGUUCAAGAGAGAUAUCAGACGGAGAUUGAUUAUAUAUAUGCACGACUGACAUAAAUUUAGCUAGUAUAAAUUUACUGGAAAGAUCCUAAUGAUAAAAACUGUACAGACAAAUAUUCUGGCAAAUCGUUUGUAUUUACGCUGUCUGACUUUAAUUAAAAUUUGUGAAGAAAUUA